Messenger RNA from Amborella trichopoda, 1303 nucleotides. RefSeq names its product peroxidase A2. NCBI's taxonomy places the organism in Eukaryota, Viridiplantae, Streptophyta, Magnoliopsida, Amborellales, Amborellaceae. Gene Ontology annotation, biological process: response to oxidative stress; hydrogen peroxide catabolic process. The record is from RefSeq and is a predicted model, not a curated record. Gene Ontology annotation, molecular function: heme binding; peroxidase activity.
AGAGAGAAGAGAGAAAGAGGAGAGAGAAAAUGGGGGUUAGGUAUGAGAUUUGUGUUGGGCUUUCUGGUUUUCUCUCUCCUCUUCUCCUUUCAAGCUGCAGCCAUGGAAGUGAGAGGAGAGGGAGUGGAGGCUCUGUUGGGGUAUGAUGAAUACAGGGUUGGGGAGGAGAGAGAGGAGGGAGGAUUUCUCAACUAUGCAGAUUACACAGCUGGGGAGGAGAGAGAAAGUAUGAGAGAGGAAUCUCUGUUGAGCUAUGACUACUACAAGAAUUCAUGCCCUCAAGCUGAAUCCAUCAUCCGCGACACUGUUAGCGAGCUCACUCGAAACCGAUCCAAUGUCCCUGCUGUUCUCUUGCGCCUUGCCUUCCAUGACUGCUUUGUUGAGGGGUGUGAGGCAUCGGUUCUGCUUGAUGAGGUAGUGGAUGGUGGGCCCUCGGAGAAAGAAGCGCGUCCGAACAAAGGCUCACUCAAGGGCUUCGAUUUGAUAGACAUGAUCAAGUCCAACCUCCAAAACUCCUGCCCUGCUACUGUUUCAUGCGCCGAUAUCAUUGUCCUCAGUGCCAGAGACGCCAUUGCCCUGGCUGGAGGACCGUUCUAUCCGCUGAAGAUGGGGAGGAAAGACGGCUUCAAAUCCCAUUUUGAGAGAGCAGAGGCGGAGCUCCCCAGGCCUUCCGACCAUCUCAACACCACUCUCUCUCGUUUCAUGGCCAAGGGUUUCUCUCUCAUCGACACUAUCAGCCUUCUUGGGGGCCACAGCAUCGGGAAGACGAGCUGCCGCUUCAUCAACGACCGGCUCUUCAACAUGAGCGGCGGCGGCCUCCCCGACCCUACGCUCCCCCUCGACCUCCUCCCUUCGCUCAGGAUUGCCUGUGACCCUGCCAAUGGCAUAAGCCACGCCGCCACUGGUAUAAGUGACCCUCAGGUCCCCUUGCACCUGGAAGCCACCAACAACCAAGCCUUCGACGCCACCCACUUCUACGCCAACUUGGCCUGGGGCAGGGGCGUCCUUUUCUCUGAUCAGCAGCUCAUGUCCUCCCCCAUCACCGCCGCCAUUGUGAGGCAGUACGCGAGUGGGGAGAGGUCCUUCGACUCCGACUUCGGUGCCGCCAUGAUAAAGCUCUCCAACUUGGGCCUUCUCUCUGGCGGCGCCGGCGAAGUUCGAACCCACUGCGCUUACUUCAACAUUUAGGCUACUCUCUCUCUCUCUCACUCUCACUCUCCAUCUUACUCCUCUGAAGAGAUUACUGCUGUAAAGAGAACUGUUGUCAUUGGAUUUUUACCUUUUGAUGUGUGCCUGAAUUCAU